AGUACUGAUGUGUAGUACUUGUGUGUAGUAGUAGUAGUAGUAGUAGUACUGAUGUGUAGUACUUGUGUGUUUACUGGCCCAGUAUGAGCCGCGCGUAGAUACUGUGCCAACCCGCUGCUGUGCACAGAAAGACACGCGCCUGUGCGCCUGUGCGCCUGUAGCCUCUCAUUGGGCCAUUGAGCCAGGUACUCUUGACUGACAGGCCACUGGGCCAAUCAAUCGUCACGUCAUCUCUCCGUUGCGUUGUGUCUGCAGCUGAGCACCGUGUUAGACGCCCGCUGUUUAUCUUUGCCUGCGCCUUGUCUCCGUAACCACGGUAACUCUCCCGGCUCAGGCCUGGGAGAGUUACCGUAGUUUUCAAGACAAGGCGCAGCAAAAAUAAUAAUUACAAUUAAAAAAAACGUCCGUCCCUCUGCCGGCCCACCGGGAAAACUCCCAGUCCACCCCUGGGUGUAGUACUCGUGUGUAGUACUGGUGUGUAAUACUGACGAUGAUAAAGUUCGUGUUGAUGGUGAACCGUCAGGGUCAAACCAGACUGUCCAGAUAUUAUGAGCGUGUGGAAGUGACCAGGAGGGCGGCGCUAGAGGCCGACGUGGUUCGCUGCUGCCUGAGCAGAAAGAAGGAGCAGUGUUCGUUUGUGGACCACAGGGACGUGCGUCUGGUCUACCGUCAGUACGCCGCUCUCUACAUCGUGGUCGGCGUCACAGACACUGAGAAUGAGUUGUCCAUCUACGAGCUCAUCCACAACUUUGUUGAGGUCUUGGACAAAUACUUCAGCCGUGUGAGUGAACUGGACGUAUCCUUCAGUGGACGCCACACGACGUCCAUCUGUGUGGUGAUGAGACCAUAUCAUGUUCAACCUGGAGCGCGUUCACGUCAUCCUGGACGAGAUGAUCCAGAACGGACACGUGGUGGAGACCAACAAGAGCCGCGUCCUGGCGCCGCUCCACGCCCUCACCAAGAUGGCCGACGCCUCCUGACUCAGAGAGGAGCUUGGAGAGGAGGAACCACAGGACGUCGUCGUGGUUACGUCAUACUUUGCAAACAUUUUAAUGAGUUUUUUUUCAGCGUACACAUUUGAAAAUAUCUGUUUUCCUCAAACUGUUAAAUAAAGUUUAUAAUAUACAAAGAAAAUACAGGAGAGCGAGCGACGGCGUCGUCUUCUUCAUGUGUCACACACACACACACACACACACA
Messenger RNA from Solea senegalensis (Senegalese sole), 1197 nucleotides. RefSeq names its product adaptor related protein complex 4 subunit sigma 1 (gene ap4s1). The transcript has 6 exons. The record is from RefSeq and is a predicted model, not a curated record. Gene Ontology annotation, cellular component: intracellular membrane-bounded organelle. Gene Ontology annotation, biological process: protein transport; vesicle-mediated transport. Bases 491 to 1081 code for a protein of 196 amino acids. Lineage: Eukaryota; Metazoa; Chordata; Actinopteri; Pleuronectiformes; Soleidae.